Messenger RNA from Musa acuminata subsp. malaccensis (wild Malaysian banana), 2062 nucleotides. Its product is annotated as BTB/POZ domain-containing protein POB1. Gene Ontology annotation, molecular function: protein binding. The record is from RefSeq and is a predicted model, not a curated record. Gene Ontology annotation, cellular component: nucleus. Lineage: Eukaryota; Viridiplantae; Streptophyta; Magnoliopsida; Zingiberales; Musaceae. Gene Ontology annotation, biological process: response to red light.
ACGAUCCCCCCUUCUCUCUCUCUCUCUCGAACGACAGCCCGGCCGUUGACCUUUGUGUUCGCGGCGGCGCACGCUUCCUUCUCUCUAUUUCUCUCUCUCGAUCUCCAUCGAAGGAGACUCCGGUCUCUCCAUCUCCUCCCUGAACUCUGCAGCUCUCGGUAGAAGGUGGAACGGUUGGAUCGGGGGGGAUCGGCGGUGGCGUGUGGCGGAAUUGUUGGCUGAGGAGGGGCGUCAUGGAUCCCACCGAUUUCUCCCGCCCCCCGGCGGGCGAUGGCGACUGCAAUUUCGAGUUCGUCUCCCACUCGAGCAAUUUCUCUGACCGCCCGCUUCGCAUUGAGAUCGUCGCGGGGCCGCCGAAGGGCAGGCCGGAUGGCGAGGGCGAUUCCGAGUGGGACAGGCAUCGGAAGCGCCGGAGGGACGCGAUCGAGAAACGGAAAGAUGAACAAGAGGGGGAAGCUGUAGCGAUGACUGAAGAGUCUCCAUCAGGAGAUGAGCCUUCACGACACAGGGGUUCUUCUUGGAGUAUGGAUUCUCCUCCUGUAAUUAGCAUAAAAUCUCUAUCUGUAAGUUCCACAAUAUUAUCCGCAAAAAGUCCGUUUUUCUACAAGCUUUUCUCAAAUGGAAUGCAAGAAUCGGAUCAGCAGCAUGCUACAUUGCGGAUAGAUGCCUCGGAGGAAGCUGCUCUAAUGGAACUUCUCAGCUUUAUGUACAGUGGCAAGUUGUCGACCACCUCACCGACCCUUCUGCUGGAUGUGCUAAUGGUCGCAGACAAGUUCGAGGUGGUUUCUUGCAUGAGGCACUGCUGUCAGUUGCUGAAGAGCUUGCCGAUGUCUCAGGAGUCUGCACUACUCUACUUGGAGCUUCCUUCCAGCAUUUCAAUGGCGUCGGCUCUUCAGCCAUUAACCGAGGCAGCAAAGGAAUUCCUCGUGAACAGUUUCAAGGAUCUAACAAAGAACCAAGAUGGACUCAUGGAGCUACCUCUUGUCGGCAUGGAGGCAGUCCUCUCCAGUGACGAUGUCCAAGUUGCAUCGGAGGAUGCACUGUACGACUUGGUGCUAAAGUGGGCUCGUCGGCACCACCCCAAGUUGGAGGAACGGCAGGAGGUCUUCGGCGCGCGCCUCGGUCGGCUCAUCCGGUUCCCUUACAUGUCUUCCCGGAAACUGAGGAAGGUUCUGACGCACAAUGAUUUGGAUCAAGAAUUCACCAACAAGGCUGUGCUUGAGGCACUAUUCUUCAAGGUCGAGCCUGCUCACCGGCGACAGGCUCUUGCCACGGAUGACGUGACCAACAGAAGGUUCGUAGAGCGAGCCUACAAGUACCGGCCGGUGAAGGUGGUGGAGUUUGAGCUCCCAAACACUCAAUGCAUUGUCUACUUGGAUCUGAAACGGGAGGAGUGUGCACAUCUUUUCCCCUCGGGGCGGGUCUACUCGCAAGCUUUCUACAUCGGUGGGCAGGGUUUCUUCCUCUCGGCUCACUGCAACAGGGACGUACACAACUCUUGCCACUGCUUUGGCCUCUUCUUGGGGAUGCAAGAGAAGGGAUCGGUUAGCUUCACGGUAGACUAUGAGUUUUCUGCGAGGACCAUGCCAUCUGGGCAAUUCGACAGCAAAUACAAAGAAAAGUACACCUUUGCAGGGGGUAAGGCUGUUGGAUACAGGAACCUUUUUGCCCUUCCAUGGACAUCAUUCAUGGCUGACGACAGUCCCUACUUCAUCAAUGGUGUUCUUCACCUGAGAGCGGAAUUGACCAUCGAAUGAUACAUUCUCAGCAGCAGCAGCAGCUCAAUAGAAAUAAGUUUGUCAUUCUAUCGGAUAGUGUUAGAACAUAUGUAAGUUAGGUGGUGGAGAGUUUGGUGUCAAAACAAUAAAGAAAGUGUAAGAAUAAACCGAGGCAAAGUGGAACGACUUACACUGAAACAUAGCUCGAUAAGUUGGCAAAUUGUAUUUGUAUCUAAUCGCAUAAAUUUACUUAAUCAAAGGCAGUAACGAUGGAAUAUAAGAGAGGCAGAGAAGGAAAAAUAUUUGUAGGUGAGGCAUUACGGCAUACAAACAGUUGCUGCUCA